AUGACUGCACAUGACAGAUGGUCUAAAUGGGUGUGCUUCAACGGAACCUAUAUCGGCAACGAGUGGGAUUCGUAUUCGGAUGUAGCAGGGUCUUCAGAUAACCCUGACCAUUGUGGUUAUAAUCCGGCCUACGAGUUCUGGAAAUUCAAGGUGCUAGGCCAGACAGGGAUAGACGGGAUACAUAACGUAGGAGGUAUUGUUGGGCAUCUUGCCCUAGCCCUCUUCCUCGCAUGGACGCUCAUCUACUUUGGCCUCUGGAUGGGAGUCAAAUGGAGCGGCAAGAUGGCUUAUGUCACCGUUCCCUAUAUACACCUUGUACUAGCCGCAUUUCUUAUACGUGGGGUCACUUUACCAGGAGCGUCUUUGGGUUUGCGGAUUUUUUUCUACCCCAAAAUAUAUUUACUUGGAAGAACACAGGUGUGGAUAGCCGCUGGAACAGAAGUUUUCUAUUCCUUCUCGAUUGGACUAGGUGCUUUCACAGCCCUUGGAAGCUUCAACAAAUUUCAUUACAACUUCUAUAGGGACAGCAUGAUCGUAGCCUCCUUAAAUGUGAUUACAAGUAUCUACGGUGUUCUCAUCGUCUCUUCAUUCGUUGGCUUCGUAUUGACCAGUGAGGGAUUCCAAGAAAAUGAUGUCUUUACUGGGAGGGGGAUGAGGGCUCCUCCCCUCCCACCCUCUAUCCUUCACCCCAACCCUAGCACCACUGACCUACUGGUGGGGAGGAGGAUGAGGGCUCCUCCCCUCCCAUCCUCUAACAUUAACCCUAACUCCAUUGACCUACUGGUGGGGAGAGGUGAGGGCUUCACCCCUCCCACCCACUAA
Molecule: messenger RNA, 822 nt
Organism: Strongylocentrotus purpuratus (purple sea urchin)
Lineage: Eukaryota; Metazoa; Echinodermata; Echinoidea; Camarodonta; Strongylocentrotidae
Product: sodium- and chloride-dependent GABA transporter 2-like
Exons: 7
Coding region: 1-822 (273 amino acids)
Biological process (GO): sodium ion transmembrane transport
Cellular component (GO): membrane
Source: RefSeq, a predicted model, not a curated record